Messenger RNA from Artibeus jamaicensis (Jamaican fruit-eating bat), 2093 nucleotides. It is a transcript of the gene EDN1, whose product is annotated as endothelin 1. The transcript is spliced from 5 exons. Gene Ontology annotation, molecular function: endothelin B receptor binding; hormone activity; endothelin A receptor binding. The record is from RefSeq and is a predicted model, not a curated record. Bases 430 to 1029 code for a protein of 199 amino acids. Gene Ontology annotation, cellular component: extracellular region. Gene Ontology annotation, biological process: regulation of systemic arterial blood pressure by endothelin; regulation of vasoconstriction; intracellular calcium ion homeostasis. Lineage: Eukaryota; Metazoa; Chordata; Mammalia; Chiroptera; Phyllostomidae.
UUCCUUUAGAGCCUGGCCUUAUCUCCAGCUGCACGUUGCCUGUUGGUGACUAAUAACACAAUAACAUUGUCUGGGGCUGGAAUAAAGUUGGAGCUGUUUACCCCCACUCUAUAGGGGUUCAAUAUAAAAAGCCAGCGGAGAGCUGUACAGGUCAGACGCGCUUCUGCAACUGCGCUGGGCGAGCGCUGCGAGGGUUCUUGAUCUUUCUCCACUGCUGUCCCGAGCACCACCGGCCGCGCGUCUUCAGACGGCUCUGCUGCCUGCUCCCCGGGCAGAACCUUUUUUCCCCCCUAUUAAAGGGCACUUAGGCUGACGGAUCACUUUGAGAUCAGAAUAACCGGGAGUGCUUUAAGGGAACUGAAGCUGUUUUUCUUCGUUUUUCCUUCGGGUUUAGUUCGCAGGGGAGGAAUUUUGAUCCCUUUUUUCAGAAUGGAUUAUUUUGCCGUGAUUUUGUCUCUGCUGUUUGUGGUUUUCCAAGGAGCUCCAGAGGCAGCCGUCUUGGGUGCCGAGCUCAGCACAGGGGUGGACAGCGGAGGAGAGAAGCCCUCUCCCAGUGCAGCCCGCCGCUCCAAACGCUGCUCCUGCUCUUCCUUGAUGGAUAAAGAGUGUGUCUACUUCUGCCACCUUGACAUCAUCUGGGUCAACACUCCUGGGCACAUUGUUCCAUACGGACUUGGAAGCCCUUUGAGAUCCAAGCGGUCCUUAAAGGAUUCAUUUCCUACAGAAGCCACAGACCAGAGCGGCAGAUGCCAGUGUGCGAGCCAAAAAGACAAGAAGUGCUGGAAGUUUUGCCAAGCAGGAAAAGCACUCAGGGACCAAGACACUAUGCAGAAAGACAGGAAUAAUCGUAAGAAACAAAAAGACUGUUCCAAGCUUGGAAAGAAGUGUAUUCAUCAGCAGCUGGUGGAAGGAAGGAAAAUAAGAAGGUUGGAGGCCAUCAGCAAUAGCAUCAAAACAUCUUACCGUAUUGCCAAGCUGAAAGCCAAGCUCUACAGAGAGAAGAAAGUGACCCACAACCGAACACACUGAUGACAAAGAGUCCUGUCUGAAGCUAUCUCCUCCACAGAGAGAGCCGUGCUGUGCAGCCGCCUGGCACUCUUGCCACAGUGACCUGGAUCAGAGCAAAAACACCCUUCCUGCUAAGACUGUUUUUUGUUCCAGAUGCAAAGGACCAGUGUCUUCCUUCUAAACAUUCCAAGAACAGUUAGAAAGUCCAUCAGUGGGAACUACUUUUGUCUCUCUUUUGGGAUGACAACGGACCACUCAAAGAAAGCAGAGAGAUGCAAUGACUUGCAGAUUCUGGUGGCACUCUCCACCGGGAGGAAAGGGACUCCAUGUGGGUGGGGUUCCUGAAGGGGCUCUCAAGGGAGUCUUUGUGUCUCACUCAGGCACCUGGCACUUUUCAGGGAGCAACUGCAAAGUCCAGGAAAAGAUUUUCUAAGAAAUGCACAAAUCGAAAACAUACUCGAGUUAAAAAAAAAAAAGACCGUCUCUUUCAUUCACAAGAUGCAAAAUGGAAAGAAACUGUUACUACUGUAAAUCAGGAUGUGUUUCAUAAAUAUGACUCUACCUCACCUGUAUUGCACUCUGGCAGAAGUAUUUCCUCUUUAAUUAUUGCCACCCAAGCUCCUCCCCCUCCUGCUAUCCUUUUCCCCAGUCCUCCACACUAAACCCUAGCCUCACAGAAGUCUGCUCUAAUGUGUCAAGUAGUAGAUAUCACAUUUUUCAUGGUGAUCUGCUAGCUCUGAUCCAUAAGAAAAAAAGAUCAUUGAAUCGGGAGAUUUCCUUACCUUGAUUUUUGGAAACACAAUAGCCUGGGUGGUUUAUGAAAGGCAUUGAAGAGUAAAUGUUGGUUAUGACUUAAAGAAGUAAAAUUAUUUUCCAUUAUGUAACUGGCAUAUGGAAGAGGUUGGAUUAAAUUUUGAUGUACUUAUUUUUUUAUAGAUAUUUAUAUUCAAACAAUUUAUUCCUUAUAUUUACCAUGUUAAAUAUGUCUGGGCAGGCCAUAUUGGUCUAUGUGUUUUUUAAAAAAUGUAUUUCUGAAUGAAAUUGAGAAAAUGCUUUUUUUUUGCCUGUCAAGGUAAUGACUUUAU